GGCUGUGGCUGUGGCUGUGGCUGUGGCUGUGGCUGUGGCUGUGACCUCACUAUUAUGAGGACCAGAAUGCAUGAAGCCCCCCACAUUAGCGCACCAGCGUUGAAGUCUCCUUCAGUGUGCCGUCAUGGAGAAAUACUUUACUUAUGAUGACUGUGUCCUAUGCAAUCACAGGAGUAAGUCCGCUGGAGCCAGGCCACCAUAUAGGCCUACCACCUUCAAGGCAGAUUCAGGAAGUAGUUUUGUGCCACUGCGCUCGGACAUUGAAAAUGGAGGUGAGGAAAAAGGGAAUACUACCAAUCCGCACAGUGGAACAGCAUCCACAGACCCUCAGUCUGAGGUAUUGAGGAGAAGACGAAAACCAGCACUUGUCAGGUCAAAAACAUUUGAUCCUUCACUUCUGUCACAAGUUCAAAGCGACACAGAGGCAAAACUUGAGAGGAAGAAAUCUCAUUCCAAUCAGUACCACAAACUGUUCAAAGAGCUCAGCAAGGAUGAGCUGCUGAGGCAAAGUUACACUUGUGCAUUACAGAAAGACAUCCUCUACCAAGGUAGACUGUUUGUCUCCGAUAACUGGAUCUGCUUUCACUCUAAAGUGUUUGGCAGAGACACUAAGAUUAUGAUUCCAGUGCUUUCCGUGGCUGUCAUUAAGAAAACCAAAACUGCCAUAUUAGUGCCAAAUGCACUUGUGAUAGCUACAUCAAAUGAACGUCAUGUGUUUGUCUCCUUCAUGGCUCGAGACACCACAUACAAAUUCCUCAUGUCUGUAUGCUACCAUUUGGAGGAGAAGAGUACAGGAAACAGCCCUAUCACCUCUUCAGCGGAGUGCAGCUUCAGAGGGGACCAUGCUGCUACCCUGCCUCUGGAUUUCUGUGCCGACUUCUCUGACCUGGACGGGAAGGUGAGGAAGAGGAGGCAGGAGAUGGAGGACAGCAGCAGCUCUGACUCCCAGUCCCCAGACUGUGAGAAGAUUGCAGAGUACUCAAAGCUUCCCCAGACAUUCCUGAAUGGGACUAAACCAGGAGAGAUGCCGGUUGAACCUGAACCUCUCCCCCAACUCUCGUCUGAGACAGGGGACACCCCCCCAUACAAUGGUGUGCCUGAGACAGGAGAGAUUGCAUACGAGAUCAAACCCCUGAGGCCUGUGUCUCUCAGCUCCCUUCUCAUGGUCUAUCUGUUUCUAGUGUGUGUUUUAGUCUUGUCCUCGUGCUACAUGGCCUUCAGGAUCGUUUCUCUGGAGCAAAGGCUAACCUCCCUUGGCUCUAUGAACGAGCCUCUUGGCAAUGGUUACGACUACCAUGAGGAUAAUGCUGAGGUUUACUCCGUGUUAUCUAUGAAUCUUUUAAAACUGGAAAAGCUCCAGAGAAACCUGCGUCGACUGCUUGAGGAGACCCAGUGAGGUCUGCUGAACCACACCCCCUCUGUGUUAUGGCACAUGGAGAGAAUCUAUGGAUGAUGGAUGGGAAGGCAUUUGUCUAUCUUUGUCAACGCCUGAUGAUGCAUGUAUAUAUAUGUAUAUGUAUAUAUAUACAUGUGUGUGUGUGUUUAAUUCAUGUAUAUUUCAUUCAUUUACAUGUAUAAUUCAUUUAAUAGGAAUGAUCAAGUAUACCAUUUUCACUCUUCAUGUGUCAUUUGCCAGAUGUAUUACUGUUGUUUUCGAAGAAUCUUAUUUCUAGUUUUAAAUAUAUCACCCAUGAUUUGCACUGUCAUAAUCCUUUUGUUUGAAGUGAACUUGGCCCCAUUACCUUCCUAAAGUUCAGAUCAUAGAUUUGUCACCCCUUUCACCAUCUGUGCAUGUCAUUCUUUAUGGCCUGAGUAAUACUAAUGGUGUAACAGAUAAGACCAUGAAGUAAAGAUCAGCUCUCUAGCACACCAAGAGGUCCGGAAGACAAUUGCAUUAAAGGCACUGUGAUAUGGUCUGGAAGAGACAGGACUGCACAUAACUAAUAUCAAGAGUACAUAACAUUCAACUAAGUAAAACUUAAUCCAUUAAUAAGAGAGAAUUUAAGAAGAUCGUUGUCCAGAACUGUGCAGUUUGAAUUUCUUCACACUGAUAGUGAAAUGCAUACUAGGUUUGUAAUCUACACUGUAAAAGUUUAUUUGCUAAAUGUUUUAAUGUGAAAUUACAUGUAUAUAAAAUUGUUUCUUUUUUCCGAA
Molecule: messenger RNA, 2154 nt
Organism: Clupea harengus (Atlantic herring)
Lineage: Eukaryota; Metazoa; Chordata; Actinopteri; Clupeiformes; Clupeidae
Gene: gramd2b
Product: GRAM domain containing 2B
Cellular component (GO): cytoplasmic microtubule
Source: RefSeq, a predicted model, not a curated record